This is a messenger RNA of Rubroshorea leprosula, 5222 nucleotides long. NCBI's taxonomy places the organism in Eukaryota, Viridiplantae, Streptophyta, Magnoliopsida, Malvales, Dipterocarpaceae. The record is from the annotation of a GenBank genome assembly.
AAAAGCACAUGUUUGAAAGUUAGUUUAAAUUUUUAUGCAAUGAAUAUCAAAAUUCUGAGCCAAAUCGAUAAUCUAUAAGGUUCAGCCUCCCUAGAUUGUUUUCCUAGGGAUAUGUGACAACCAAACAGGCCUCAGAUGAUUUAAUGUCCCCCUACCAUAAGUCGCUCUUUGGACUAAGAGGGACAAUUUGGUGUGCUUGUGUUGUAAGCGUAGAUUUUGGUGUACCCCAGAAACUAGGGAAAUCCCUAAAGAUUUAUCUGAAAAAAGAAUCAGAUGGUUCCUUUCUCCCCUUGAAUAUGGAGUCCAGAAUCCUAACGAUCGCAGCUCCCCAGCAGCUUCCCAUGUUCUACUUCCGGGGAUUGUUUCAACAAGCCAGGGCAUUCCAUUUUUUGGUGGUUCUGUUGUGUACCUACUUUUGUCUCACUACCUGUGAACAAUGCUCCAUGAAUGGGAUGCUGAUAUCUGCAGAAUAUGAUGGAUGUGAUUUUUAUGGAGAUUAUCAUCAGAUGGGUUUUCAAGAAAUUGUUGUUGGCGAUACCAGUUCAGGCUACAUUGCUAGAUCUCCAAGGACUCAGAUGAGCAUUGAGGGUGUCUGCACUAAUUCUCAUUCAUUCUGCUUUCCUUCAACUUUGCCUGGUCUUCUGCCUGAACAUCAUAAACUUAAAAAAGCUGCUUUAGAAGUUGUUAGAAGCCACUUGGAUAAACCAUCUUAUUUAGAAUCAACUGAGUCUUGGGGGAAGGAAGCUAACAAAAGUUGGUCUUCAUACCAGGCUAUGUUUAAGUUAUUAAAUGGCAGGAUAAUUUCUUGUUCUCUAAAUUUCCGAGAUGGGGUUCGUGAUUUUUCAUCCAUUCAAACUGAUGGUACUGACCAAAAUGGCCAUUCUCUGUGUAGAGGACCAUUACUAAAUCAGAAGAGCGGAAGUGUUAGGAACACAUACAAAGAGGUGACUCAAUUGGGUUCUUUUGGAAUUGCUUCUUUGCCGAAUGUAGAAAUAAGCCCACCUGUUAUGGAUUGGGGAGAAAAGUCAAUGUUUAUUCCUUCAGUAGCAUACUUGACUGUGGCUAAUACAUGCAAUGAAAGCAUUUUACAUGUCUAUGAACCAUUCAGUACCAACAUACAGUUCUAUCCGUGCAAUUUUAGUGAGACUUUGUUAGGGCCUGGUGAAGCAGCAUCAAUUUGUUUUUUCUAUUUACCUAGAUGGCUGGGCUUGUCAUCAGCUCACCUGAUUUUGCAGACAAGCUCUGGUGGUUUCCUGGUUCGGGCAAGGGGGUUUGCUGUUGAGUCUCCAUAUGGUAUUAAGCCAGUAGUAAGCUUGAAUGUUCCUUCUCGAGUAUCAAAAAAUUUAUCUUUGUUUAACCCUCUCAAUGAAACCCUAUAUGUGAAAGAAAUUACUGCAUAUCUAUCAGUUUCUCUUGGGAAUACUACCCACCACACUCAAGCAGUAUGUACCAUUGAAAACUUUCCAGGUUAUAAUGAGUACAGCUUGCUCAGUUCUGAGGACUGGUUGGUUUUGGAGGGGGCUCCAUUUGGUAUUCCUCUCAUGGCUAUGAGGCCCCAUAGAAGCUGGGAAGUUAAUCCCUACAGUAUUGAGACACUCAUAGAGUUAGAUUUAUCCUUUCGCUCCCAAGGAAAAAUUUCUGGUGCUUUUUGUUUGCAGUUAUUAAGAUCUACACAAGAUAAGGCUGAUACAGUUAUGGUUCCUGUUGAGGUAGAUUUGGAGCGAAAAUCAUCCAAUGAUAAUGCAGGUCUUGUUUCAGUUUCUCUCGAGGCUGUGUUGCCAUAUGACAGUGAAACUGGUAUUGUGACCAUCUCUUUGAGAAAUGAUGCUCCUUACAUGUUGAGUAUUGUUAAGAUUACUGAACUUGCAGACACUAGACUUCUCCAUAUCAAGUACUUGGAAGGAUUGCUGUUAUUUCCCAAUGCUAUUACACAGGUUGCCAUGAUUACUUGUGCUCAUCUGCCAGUUGAAAUGCAUGAUUCUCCUGAAUUUUCUAAUAUCAUCAGGAAUUGUAAAUUGCUUGUACUGACUAAUGACUCGAUUGGUCUUCCGAUAGAAGUUCCUUGUGAGAAUGUAAUUCACAUUUGUGAGAAAUGCAGAAAAGUUGGUUAUGAGCAUCAGUCUGAAAAGGUUGAAUCUGGCAAUAUGAAGACAGGUUCCUUGGAUGUUGACCUGCAAUUGGCAUCAUGGUUCAAGGGACUGGGAACAACAGAAGCUGAUGAAUUGUUUUUGGAAAAUUGGAAAUCUCAAGCUAGCACAAGUGGUAUGUCAGUGCUUGAUGAUAAUGAAGUACUGUUUCCAGUGGUCCAAGUUGGAACUCACUUCUCUAAGUGGAUCACUGUAAGAAAUCCUAGCAAGCAGCCUGUUAUCAUGCAGCUUAUUCUUAAUGCAGGAGAAAUUAUUGAUGAGUGCCAGGGGAAAGAUGGCUCUAUAAACCCACUGUCAUCUGGUGGUUCUGUUUAUACUGUUUCUGCUAAAGCAGUGGCAUCUGGGUUCUCCUUGGCAGAGAGUGCAGUCACAGAAGCCUAUGUUAAUCCUCUUGGUAGAGCAUUAUUUGGGCCAAUAUUGUUUCACCCUUCUGAUCGAUGUGGAUGGAGAAGCUCAGCUCUGAUAAGGAACAAUCUUUCUGGUGUUGAGUGGAUAUCUUUGAGGGGAUUUGGAGGGUCUUUUUCUUUAAUCCUGCUUGAGGGUCCUGAGCCUAUCUGGAGUAUAGACUUUAACCUCAAUGUGCCAAUUCCUCUAAACAUCUCUCUUCCAGACAUGUUUUUACAGACAGAAGAGAACACUAAAGCCUGUUCUCAGCCAUUUCUAAAAGUGCUGUAUGCCAAGAACACUGGAGAGUUACCACUUAGGGUUAGAAGCAUUGGAGUUUCUGGGUCAGAGUGUGGAUUGGAUGGUUUUAUGGUGCAUAAUUGUAAAGGUUUUUCUCUUGAACCUGGUGAGUCAACAAAGCUUCUGAUUUCAUACCAGGCCAAUUUUUUCGCAGCUACAUUAUGUAGGGAUCUUGAACUGGCCUGCGCUACUGGAAUUCUUGCCAUACCAAUGAAGGCAAGCCUCCCUGUUUAUAUGCUUAAUAUUUGUAAGAAAUCAAUGUUCUGGAUGCAUCUGAAGAAGCUAUCUAUUGCUGCUUUUCUUUGUGGUUCCUUAUUGUUUCUUCCAUUCUGUCGCAUCUUUUGCCAUCAAGAUUGCUUCUAUAAGAGUGAGAAAAGUCACGUUACCACAAUUAGAAGUGGAGCAAAAUCUUCUCGUACGAAUCGAAGUCAGAGAAACAAUAAGUCUUCUGUAUCCACCGAUAUGAUUGGUUUGUUAAGUUCAGGUGGGGAGGAUAAAUUGUUGAAGAAGACAUCUAAUAGUGGAUAUCCUAAUGGUGAUGUUGGGGCCUUGGAACUGGGGCCAACUGCUCCACAUGGAAAACCAACUGAAGAAAAUGACAGACAAAUUAACAGUUUGUUGGAUACUGAAAAGGAAAAUCCAUUGCCAUCUUUGUUCCCAAAAUCUCUUGCAGCUGAAGAUUCUGAUACAUUGGAAGUGUCUCAGCAUGGUCAUCUCACUAUCAGGACAGGAAAGGAGAAGGGAAGAAGGCGAAGGAAGACCAAGGGUGUGGCUGCAGGACUAACAGGUUUAGUUGAAGUUUCAAGUAGUCAAAGUGGAAAUUCUACCCCUUCAUCUCCCUUUUCACCUCUCACUUCUAUAACGCCUGGUCGUACAUGGUUGUUUGCUCCUAAUGCGGACCAAUCUAUUGAGGUUAGAAACCCAUUUACACAAUUGGCUGACCAGACCUAUAAGAAGGUUCAAGCAGCUGAGCCUCCUUCUAAGGCAAACUUGUCAGAGUCCAAGGUUUCUCUGGAGGAUGUUGGUAAGAACUGUUAUUUUUCCACUCAAGAGCAGUCUUCAGCACCAAGGAAGAAUGUUACAAAACCUGUUCUGUUGCCUUCUGCCACUUUUCCUUGUGCUGGUAGGGUUACUCCUAAAGUAUUUUGCUCCUCUCCUUUGGUUUUAACAUCAACCAUUGCUCCCCAUGCACGAGCUCCUGGGUCCAACCUCUGCAAUCAGGAUAAAGUAGAAGGAAAGAAAAAUUUAAAGAAUGAAUAUACAUAUGAUAUUUGGGGUGAUCAUUUUUCUGGAAUCCAUAGAAUGGGGAGAUCAAAGGAUGUUGUUUAUGUGAAAUCCAGUCCUAGAGACAGUGACUCUGAUAGUUUCUUUGUAAGGGGUCCACAAGCCCUCAUGACAAGGUCUGAACCAAAAAUUGUACGUUGUCUUCAUCAAGAUGGUUAAUGAUAAUUUACUAGUUACCAAAUAAUCACUAUAUUUCUUGCAGCCCCUGCCUUGAUCCCUUAUAGUAUUUCUGCUCAUCUCCAAAUGUGCAAAGAUGCAACUUGGAAGCAUACUUGCAUUUAGGCAGGCAUGCUUGGAUAUCUGCAGAGACAUAUCUCGCCUAUGGUUACCAUUCAUUCUACUGCAUCUUUAAUCUAUUUUAGCAUAUGAACCCAUAUCCUUCUGCAUGGUUAUUCUUCUAUUCUGUUAACCCAAAUGAUCAUGUGUUCAUCAGUUGGCUUUGUGUUUGUCUUGGUAUGUGUCUUAGCAGAUAUGGAGAAUAUACUGCUAGCAAGUGCUGGCUCCUUUCCAUAAGUACUAGACAUAGCCUUUAAAAUUUUAAUUAGCAAGCCUAAAAAUGCACUGCUAAGAUAUAAUGACAUGAUAAAUUAACUCAAAACAGUAAACUGAAAAGAGGGCUGCCAAUUUUAUCUUUUGCCAUAUUAAGCAUAUACCUGGAAAAAAAAUAAAUAAAUGUUUUACAUUAUAAUUUUCUAUUGAAGGGUGAAGAACACAUUUUCAUUUUGCAGUGUUUGUCUCAUAUUUAGAUUCUUUAUUUUAAUUUCUACAACUGAUAUUGUGGCAAAACUUUCUGUAAUUUAAAUAUUGUUAUGUAUUCUGAUGAAAGGAUCUUAAAUAUUACAUUUUUGCAUUUGUAUGCGGUGUGCAUAAUGUUUAUUCCGUAUGCAUUAGUGAUUCUCACAAGUUGGGGACUGUUUUCUUUUCUUUACCUUUUUGAACUUUUUUUAAUGAGGAGAGGGAUUUGAGUCCAGCACUUAAAAGUUGGGAAACAUACAUUAGAUACCAAUUCAGCUACAAGCUUAGGAGCCUGUUUAUUGAAGCUUGUAACACAUAUAUUAGCACAAAGUAAACUGUUACCAAACAGCUAAAUAAGAUUAUUCUUACUUU